Messenger RNA from Bicyclus anynana (squinting bush brown), 2601 nucleotides. RefSeq lists its product as uncharacterized. Bases 316 to 1107 code for a protein of 263 amino acids. The record is from RefSeq and is a predicted model, not a curated record. Gene Ontology annotation, molecular function: transmembrane monodehydroascorbate reductase activity. NCBI's taxonomy places the organism in Eukaryota, Metazoa, Arthropoda, Insecta, Lepidoptera, Nymphalidae. The transcript has 3 exons.
AUGCCAUGAAUCACAUCAGAUACAUGAAUUGCAAAUAAUCGCGCUUCAACAUUUUUAUAUUGAAACCUAACGUGAGAUAACAAUAAUCUACCACAUCUUGCGUUAUCAUGGGAUUACGCAAGAUUGUAGUAUCGAAGAUGUCAAACGACCACUAAAAAAUCGAAUUUUCUCGUGUUAUCAAUUAAAGAUAGACUAUCUCACAAGAUUCCUCACUUUUUAGUAUGUAGCUAGUUCUCAGACGCAUAGUGCAAAUAUCUUUGUAGAUUUUGAAUACUUUUAGAUUUUGAGUAUUUUUGACGGUAGUGCAAAAAUAAAAUGGAUAGGCCCAGUGGUAGUAGGCAAUCGAUAGAAAAGGUAGAAGUGUUCGAAGUUCGCGAGCACGUUCCUUACCAAGUGGAAGUAACGAAAGCUCCUACCACGUAUGACGAAGAGAGUAAUGAUAUGUACAGCUCUUCGUGGGGAUCGGCUUGGGCCGCUAUUUGCCAACUGAUCAACUUACUGCAUCACAUGCAGAUAGCUAUUGUGGUGUUUUGUUUGUGGAACUUCGCGCUGACGUCCCAGCCGAAUGGUGAAGUCACGAAUUUGCAGCUGCACAUCGUUUUUGCGGGGACUGGUUACCAACUAUUUCUUGUAGAAUCAAUAUUGACUCUACACAAACAUAACUCUUGGUCUUUCCAACUCAGCAAAGACAGUAAGAGAGUUAUACACGGAGCUCUUCAAGUGAUCGGAUCACUUUUUGUGAUGGGAGGCACGUUUCUCGCAGUGAGUGAGAUGAAGAUGGAGAAAAAAUCGCCUCAUGGAAUAUGCGGUGUAGUCGCUUUAUGUUUUACCAUUAUAAGCUUCGCGUCUGGCAUAAUAGCGUUGUUCUCUUCAAAAGUACGACUACGGAUCAAAAGUGGACCUGUUAAAAUAUUACACAUAGCCGUCGGAAUGUUCGCAGUUUCCAUGGGUCUUAUCACCAUGGCGAUAGGAUUCAACAUGGAUUACUACAGAAAUUCUAAUGGAGGACUUUCGACAGCAUUAAUGGCGUUUAUUGUUAUGAUUCUGUUUUAUAUUCUCAUUCAACCCGUCAUGGAUUUAAUAUCGACAACAAGGAAAGCUCUGUGACUGGUGAAUGUAGCUGGAUCCAGCGAUGGAGAUAGUAGGGCCUAAGUAUUUAAUUAACUAAUUAAGUAAUUAAUUUAGCUAGUUAUAAAGGUACAAGUCAUGUAUACGUAGUGAUACAUAGAGUUUAUUCAUCAACAUCAGUCAACAAUCGAUGAGCUUUUCGUUACCUCAUAGCUUAAAAACCACUCCACCAAUAUAUUAAUAAUAUACUCGUAUGCAAUAUAUAUAUCUUAAAAAAUAGAUAGUCUGUAUAAAAAUCGGAAAAAGCUCGAAUGAAUAAUGAUACGUACAGAACCCACGGUAGGCGAGUCCACUUAACCGGCUUAUAUAUUUCUGGUCACUGACACUUCCUUUCCCCAUUGCUUAUAUUUCACUUAUCGAAACAUUUUUUGAUUUUGACUAGACUACAUACAUGUGCAAAAAUAUUUAUAGGAAUAUGUACGUGAGAAAUAUCUUUGGAUGGGAAAAAGCUCGCGCAAGCACUGAAAUACAAUAAAGUGCAUACUUAGUUAAGUAAUUUAACUUAUUUAUUUAUGUUAGAUUUAAGUUAUUAUUGUAAGAUCGGUACCCUAUGUGUAGUGACAUCAACAACAAAAGAGUUAUUGACUCUGGAGAUUCAUAGAAUAAAGAUAAUACAGAAUGAGUCUUUACAAGCAGCGUGGUGAAGCCGGUGAAACCCAUAAAAACCGUCACGCGUCUCCUUGACAUUUAAAAACUUUUUUAAUAAUUUGUAUUUCUAAAUUUAAGACUAACAACAAUUACGUAGAUUAAUAUAAUAAUCAAUAAUUACCAAUAAAAAAUACUCCAUUUUAUUUCUUUAGUUUCUGUGAACAGUUUUUAAAUUUAUGAAUAUCAUUUAAACGGGUACAUACCACGAUAAAACGACGAGAUUUUUAAUGUAGAUAUUUUUAAAUAAUAUUCAUAAUGAACAACCACGAAAUAAGUUUAAAACCAUUAGUUUUUAAAAUAUUUAAAAACAUAAAGUUACAGUACGACGCCACUAAGGAGACGUUAAGGCGCCAUUUUUCUUGAACAUUAGGUACUGAUGCGACGCUUCGUGUCGUACUGACUCAACGACACCGACGUGUUCCGUACGCUCUUUCUGCCUAUUAUUGAUUAAUCUGUGCGCAUACUUAAGUUUCUUUUUUGUUGUGUAAAUAGGUACCGUAUUUAGUUAAAAAAAAAAAACUACCUGGCAAAUGUAAUUGAACUGGAAGUAGAUAUGAAUUUUGUUAAAUCGUAAUUUUUUGGCGAUUUAGGUCUAAAUUAUUAGUCUGCUCGUUUUUCACAUUUUCACAUAGGUCGUAAAAUAUCUACAUUUACGUAUUUACCUAAGUAUUUAAGUGUGGUAUUUAAAACGUGUGUAUGGAUUUGUAAGAAAAUGAAAUAGAUACUUGUAUUAUUAUAAUUUAGCAUAAUGAUAUUAAGUAGAUUAGUUAUGGAAGACCAAUGUGUAUAAGAAUAUUUUAUUAAAAAAAUAUGAAUUAAAAAAAA